UCCUGUUAAUAUUCGAUGUUUCGAAGAUUCAACAAAAAAUUGAUUGUGUUCUGCUGUAACUUCAUUAUGGCAGCGCAUAUUAUAAAUCGUCUAGGUAUUGCUCUACAGAAGCUAGAUCAUGCGAUCAACCUCUUGUUUGGACGUGGAUUUCCUCCUGAGGCCCUGUGUGCGCUACCAAUCAGUGGUAGCAGCAAUUUGGUACAAUUAUCGCACAAACCAGGUGAGCUUUCUAUUAAGGAUAUACUGGGUGAUGGUUUUCUUUGGGCCGUACCAAAAUCUAGGAGGACUGUUGAAAAGAGGCUGAAGAGAAAAUUUGGUGUGCCGAAAUACAAUUGGAAACCAUUGGUACCAAAAACAAAUAUUUUGAUGUGUACAAAUUGUGGUCAUAAUUAUGAGGCUGGAAAUUUGUGUGGAUACUGUUAUGCAAGAGUAAAACAAGAAACUAACAAUCUUCAGAAAAUUAUUCGGUCUCAGUUGAAACUGAAGCCCGUAGAACAAGAGGUGGUUGUACUUUAUGAAGGAGAAAAGGAAAAAAAAUCUGCUGAAUUUUGGAAGAAUCAACGCGUGGUUGAGGUACCAAAAAAACGACCACAAUGGUUCCACCAAAAUCUCAUGCAGCCAACAACUCAAAAUGCUUCAGAUAGUAAAGAGGUGAAGCCUACAGAACUGGCAUAAUUUAAAAAUAUUUUUAAAUAAGGAAACAAGUGGAAAAUAUUAAGUCGAGUUUUAUUAACAUUGUCACACGUUUUCGCAAUAUUGUAUGUUCACCUUGGUGAUCAUUCUGUAAAAAGACUAACGAAUUAAAUAAAGAGUAGCAUAAUAA
Molecule: messenger RNA, 823 nt
Organism: Cephus cinctus (wheat stem sawfly)
Lineage: Eukaryota; Metazoa; Arthropoda; Insecta; Hymenoptera; Cephidae
Gene: mRpL32
Product: 39S ribosomal protein L32, mitochondrial
Exons: 5
Coding region: 16-675 (219 amino acids)
Biological process (GO): translation
Cellular component (GO): mitochondrial large ribosomal subunit
Molecular function (GO): structural constituent of ribosome
Source: RefSeq, a predicted model, not a curated record